GUCGACGUCCACUUUCUCAAUGUAUGGUCGCAGCACCAAAAAUCAUACUAGGCAAGUAUUUAUGUUUGAACGUGGCACUACCACCAAAUAUAUAUCGGGAUCUACUCUGAAAUAUCCUGAUUCCUUGGCAAACAAGGUAUCAAGGUAUUCCAAUGUUGCGAGAAACUUUCGAAUGUGCCCUCUACCCCUUUGGAACCGGCAAGCAUGAAUGUUCAAUGCGCCAGCAGGGCUAACCACAAACUUUGAACGUCACAACCAUGGCAGGAUUGUGUCACUUUGCCACGUCGCAAAUUUUACCACGCGCUUCGUUAUCACUCGAGGUACUUCUUUGUGAGAGGUUUUGGGCCCAGGCCUUUGAUAUCACUGCGGCCGAACCUUUUCAUCCCCUCUCCAUCAUGGUGUUAAGCUUCCAAAGUGUCACCCAACUCCUCUCAGGCGGUACCAUGCCCGUUAUCGGGCUCGGGGUUUAUUUGAACGAUGAAUGCGCAGUAGCUUGCCAAGUUGCCUUGGAGGAGGGGUAUAGGAUGAUCGACUCGGCGAGGUAUUACAGGAAUGAAGCUCAAGUAGGGGUAGGCGUCCGACGAAGUGGAAUCCCCCGCGAGCAAAUAUUCAUCACCUCCAAAAUCUACCAUGUUGACUUCGGUUUUGCGAGGGCCCGCGAAUGUAUCCAGGAGUCAGUAGACCAGCUGGGCCUGGGCUAUUACGACUUGUACUUGAUCCAUUCUCCGGUAACUGGGAAGGAGAAGCGGAUCGCGACCUACAGAGCCCUCGUUGAAGCGAAGAAGGAUGGCCUCGUAAAGAAGAUCGGUGUUUCAAAUUACUCCGGAAAGCACAUCGACGAAAUUAUUGAUGCUGGACUGGAGUUGCCUGAUGUCAAUCAAAUUGAACUCCACCCGUUCUGCCAACAAAGACCUAUCGUUGAGUAUUGUCGGGCAAAAGGCAUCACAGUGCAAGCAUAUUCUCCGCUUGUCACGGGCCGAAUGGAUCAUGAUGUAUUUAGACAGCUUGCAAAGAAGCACGAUAAGGACGAGGCACAAAUCCUCAUUCGGUGGUCGCUGCAAAAGGGAUAUAUCCCCCUUCCGAAAUCUUCCCGUUCAGAGCGCAUCAGAUCUAACGCUCAAGUCUUUAAUUUCGAGCUGGAUAACGAUGACAUGGAUGCACUUGAUGCACUCGAUCAAGGUGGGAAAGGUGCGGUAACAUGGAAUCCGGUUGAGGAGCCAUGAUAUGAAAUGGACUACGAGAGUGUUGCUGUCGAGUUAAUACCAGGUCGAACAAAUUUUUAUUUUCAAUCUAAC
Molecule: messenger RNA, 1295 nt
Organism: Suillus subalutaceus
Lineage: Eukaryota; Fungi; Basidiomycota; Agaricomycetes; Boletales; Suillaceae
Product: NADP-dependent oxidoreductase domain-containing protein
Exons: 8
Coding region: 258-1223 (321 amino acids)
Molecular function (GO): oxidoreductase activity
Source: RefSeq, a predicted model, not a curated record